Limanda limanda (common dab) is the source of this 618-nucleotide messenger RNA. It is a transcript of the gene gje1a, whose product is annotated as gap junction protein epsilon 1a. Gene Ontology annotation, cellular component: connexin complex. The record is from RefSeq and is a predicted model, not a curated record. NCBI's taxonomy places the organism in Eukaryota, Metazoa, Chordata, Actinopteri, Pleuronectiformes, Pleuronectidae. The transcript has 4 exons. Bases 1 to 618 code for a protein of 205 amino acids. Gene Ontology annotation, biological process: cell communication.
AUGUCUUUAAACUACAUCAAAAACUUCUAUGAAGGAUGCCUCAGGCCUCCUACGGUGAUAGGCCAGUUCCACACCUUGUUCUUCGGCUCGGUGCGGAUGUUCUUCUUGGGCGUUCUUGGCUUCGCUGUCUACGGGAAUGAGGCGCUGCACUUCAGCUGUGACCCUGAUCGCAGAGAGCUCAACCUCUACUGCUACAACCAGUUCAGACCCAUAACGCCCCAGGUCUUCUGGGCGUUGCAGCUGGUGACGGUGUUGGUUCCCGGCGCAGUGUUCCAUCUCUACGCAGCCUGUAAGAACAUCGACCAGGAGGAGAUCCUGGAGCGACCCAUCUACACCGUCUUCUACAUCAUCUCUGUUCUCCUACGCAUCAUCCUGGAGGUCAUCGCCUUCUGGCUCCAGAGUCACCUCUUUGGCUUCCUGGUCCACCCCCUGUACAUGUGUGACGCCAGUGCUUUGGAAAAGAGCUUCAAUGUGACGAAGUGCAUGGUGCCCGAACACUUUGAGAAGACCAUCUUCCUCAGUGCCAUGUACACCUUCACCGUGAUAACCAUACUGCUCUGUGUUGCUGAGAUAUUUGAGAUUCUGUGCCGGCGGCUCGGUUAUCUCAACAACCAAUGA